AUGCAGCCCAGCGAGUCUAGUUAGGCUGGGGCAGGGCAGAGCACCACGUCCUGCCUGAGAGAAGGAGGGGAGGAGACUCGCCUGCAGCUGCCUGGCCUAGGUGCGCUGAGAUCUGCCUGUUUAGCAAAAAGCCAUGUUCCAGCCCAGCUGAGCUCCAGCCUGGCAGUCCAUGGGGAGCCCCACUUGGCCCAGGGCCCUGUUGCUGCUGCUCCCCACCGCUUUCAUGCUGACCUGUUUGCCUGCUGCACCCAGGACCCACCUGCCUCUCGACCUCACCACCAACUUUGCCUGCAGAGCUAAAGCGUAUGGGGACCUGUCCACACCACGAUGCCAGCAAGUAUUGAAGGAAGGCCCAGCCCUCUCUGUGCCUACCCUUGCUCUCAGCACAGUUCAGCUAUGCCUGCAUAAAUGCCAGCCGUGUGUGCGUGUUUCCUUGGCUCUGAACGCUACAGGCAUAAAAGGGCUGGAACUGCAUUUCCUGGUUCUGAAUUCUAACCGCUCUGUCCGACUCCAAGUCUUUAGGCGGCACAAGCGACAAGAAGAUUCAGCCACCUUGUGGCAGCUGCAGUUUGACUGUUUCACAGCAGAGAGUGGCCAGUGGGUUGUUGUCUGGCUGAAAACCCUUCCCCACGGGGCUCUGGUUCUCAACCAAAGCCUUCUGGUUAUUAAUGAGAAUUCAGGACCCAAGUUCCACUACACAUGGAUGCCAGCAGCUCGGGUGAUUGAGGUGUCUGUUCCUGAAGGCCCCAAUGUCACUGUGCGUCUCUGCCAUCAGCUGGCUCUGGAGUGUGAAGAACUGAGCCCCCUUUUCCACAAGCAGGCGCUGGUUUCCAGACAUCAACCUGCUGCGCUGCCGUAUGAGUUCCUGCUGCCUUGUUUAUGCAUUGAGGCAUCAUAUGAGCACCGAGACAGCCUGCGCAAGAAGAAGUGCCCCUUUUGGGAUCAGCCGGAAGCUUAUGGUCCAGAGUUGUGGUCCUCAACGCUGAUCGAGGACUACAGCACCAGCAACGAGGCCCAAAUGGCAAUGUCUCUCCGCAGCCGUUGUCUGCUUUAUCCCAAUGCCUCCCUCUGCUGGAAAGAGAGUGCUACUCCAGAAGCAACCUGUUCUGACAUCCCCAAUUCCACAGCCACCAGAGUUAACCAGAUCUACACCUUGGAGGAAGUGGACAUACACCCCCAGCUAUGCUUCAAGUUUUCCUAUGCUAACAGCAGCCACGUUGAGUGCCCAAGCCGGACAGGCCCUGCCUGGAACGUAUCUCUCAGUGUCAGCUUCCUACAGGUCCACUUGCAUUUCCACUCCCGUGUACCAGCCUCCUUCAGUUCAGCCUUAUGUCAGCAGCAGCAGCCGCCUCUGGGCGAGUGUGUGCCAGAACCACCAAUCUAUACCAUCACCCAUCUGGAGGGACGGGGUACAUGGGAUUUGGACCUUAUCCUGCCUUGGCGGAUCUCAAGGAGCUGUGUACUGGUCUGGCGUUCUGAUGUGCGCUUCACUGGCAAACAGCUCCUGUGCCCAGAUAUUUCUCGCAAGUAUUGGGGACUAUUGGCCUUUGGACUGGCCCUAGGACUGGGAUUGCUGGUGGGCAUCAUCCUGCUGAUCCACUGGGGCUUGUGCAGGUUCCGUAGAGAUGCCCCCAGCAGAGGCCACUCCCAUCCCAUCCUGUUGAUCUAUUCCCCUGAUUCAGAGGAACACAAGCAGUUGGUGUGUGCCUUUGCUGCGCUGCUGCGCUCAGCGCUGUGCUGCCCUGUGCUGCUGGACCUCUGGGAACUGAGCCACGUGGGGCGGCUGGGCAUCUUGCCCUGGAUGUACGCCCAGCGAGAACAGGUCAGCCAGCAGCAGGGGCAAGUGCUGGUCCUGUGGAGUGCUGGCAGUGCUUGUGCCUAUGGACUGUGGCAAGGGAAUGCAAGAGCUGGCCCCCUGCUGGCCCCAGAGCCUCAUGACCUGUUUGGGGCAGCCAUGGCCUGCUUGCAAGGUGAACUGCGUGACACAUCAGGGGUUGCCCGACAAAGUGACUGGGUCAUAGCCUAUUUCAGCAAGCUGUGUGGACGACGGGACAUUCCCCAGGCCCUGCGCUAUCUCCCCCGCUACCGCCUGCCUCAGGAACUGCCUGACCUAGUGAGGGUACUGCAGGGCCCUUCCAGUUCAACUCCUGGUUGGUUCCAUGCCAGUGCCAAGUCCUUAGUACGCCGCCUACUCCGGGCUGAGAAGAGGAAAGGCCCACAAAGCCGGCCGCAUCAACCCCGGAGGACAGCCACGAACAGGCUUGCAGGCUCUCUCUUCUCUCUUGCUCAUCCCAAACCACACAGGCCAAAUUGCACUUGAGCAAUCGCUAAGAAAUGUACAUCUAGGGAACAAGCACAGGUGGUUCAGUGGACCUGCCUCACGGAUUGUGCGUGAGUGGCAGGACAUGGGAACAAAGCAGGCCUCAGAAAGGUGUGCUCCAUUAUAGAACCUAAAGUCCAGGUACUUGUAGCCUGCUGCUCCCAAGAUGAAGGCCAACUCAGCCUAGUAUCCUAAGAUAAGAAGAGGCUGCCCUGUAAGCCAGCUGGUCCUGCCCUCGCAUGGUGGCCAUGGCAACUACUGUCAUACCAGUGACAGAGCACUGUAAGAUGAUGCUAGUAGCGUAAAAGCUGGAGAAAAGGUUGGAAAGUUGGUUGUGCGGAAAGAGGGAUUUUUUCAAUAGUUGUAUUGUAUGUACACGGUAGCCAGGUACAAAGACUGUAGGCUGUUUUGGCUCACCGUUUUUUUGGAUCACCAAAAAAUUCUUGAAAGAAAAGGAACACAAUACCUUGUUAUUAGGAGCCAAGUGGCACUUCGAAGGCUAACAAAAUUGAUUUUAGCAUAAGUUAUCAUGAACCAGACCACAUCACAAAAUGGUGGGCAAGCUUUCAAGUUCCUCAGAACUCUUUGGAUAGGAUGUUCCGUACAAUGCAACAAAAGCAUUGGGGGAGAGGAGAUAAAAAUACAUGAUGGGAAAGCUGCAGUCUGCAGCAUACAGAGUCUGGAAUGGAAUGCAAAAGACAUUUCAGGAUGCACCAUGGCUAUUGUGAUAGAGAAGCCAGCAAAAUGGCCAUUCUCUUUGAGAAUAUAAAAGAGAGAGGGCAGAAGGUAAUGCCAGUCACACUGAGCCCAGCUGCUCCUUCCAGUGGUAAGAACCAGGGAAAUGUGCCUACAACUUGAUAGCUGAAUGGGAGAAGGUUGAGACCAUACGUUGUUCUCUCUGACAAACUCCACAAGUCAUAAAUCCCUUUGAUAGCUCCUGUUCGGCUAGAAACAAAGCUAGAAGUGUGGCAAACGGGAGGGUGUCUUCAUUUUACUGUGUGCAUUCCAGAUGUCAGGGCUGGCUCUCACUUGGGGCCCUACGUCUAUUUUUUGUUUAUGUGAUUUUUUUUUUGUUUGGAAUAGGGUAAUAAAAAUAACUUUUUUAAAAAAG
Heteronotia binoei (common prickly gecko) is the source of this 3431-nucleotide messenger RNA. It is a transcript of the gene IL17RE, whose product is annotated as interleukin 17 receptor E. Gene Ontology annotation, molecular function: interleukin-17 receptor activity. Bases 170 to 2320 code for a protein of 716 amino acids. The transcript is spliced from 16 exons. The record is from RefSeq and is a predicted model, not a curated record. NCBI's taxonomy places the organism in Eukaryota, Metazoa, Chordata, Lepidosauria, Squamata, Gekkonidae.